This is a messenger RNA of Thalassophryne amazonica, 530 nucleotides long. It is a transcript of the gene hbae5, whose product is annotated as hemoglobin, alpha embryonic 5. The coding region runs from base 75 to 506 and encodes 143 amino acids. Gene Ontology annotation, molecular function: haptoglobin binding; heme binding; oxygen carrier activity. The transcript is spliced from 5 exons. The record is from RefSeq and is a predicted model, not a curated record. NCBI's taxonomy places the organism in Eukaryota, Metazoa, Chordata, Actinopteri, Batrachoidiformes, Batrachoididae. Gene Ontology annotation, biological process: hydrogen peroxide catabolic process; oxygen transport. Gene Ontology annotation, cellular component: hemoglobin complex; blood microparticle; haptoglobin-hemoglobin complex.
CUCAAUUUAAGAAGAACUCCAAACGACUCAGUGGUCGCUGUCCUAUUCAGGUGAAAGAUCCAAAGACACCCAAUAUGAGUCUGCAUGAGAAAGACAGGAAAGUCCUGAAUGCACUGUGGGCCAAAAUCUCCAAGAAAGCUAAUAUUAUAGGGGCUGAUGCGGUGUUCAGAAUGCUUACCGUCUACCCACAAACCAAGACCUACUUUGCGCACUGGACAGACCUGAGCUCCAAAUCUGCUUCCGUGAGAAAACACGGAAGACUUGUGAUGGGUGGCGUCGGUCUGGCGAUGGACAACCUGACAAACCUGACUGAGGGCCUGCUGACACUCAGCGGGCUGCACGCCUUUAUGUCGAGAGUGGACCCGGCCAACUUCAAGAUUCUUGCCCACUGCAUCAUGGUGUCGAUUGCCAUCUUGUACCCUCAGGACUUCACCCCUCAGGCCCACGUCUCUCUUGACAAAUUCAUGGCUAACCUGGCUCUGGCUCUGUCUGAGAAAUACCGCUAAACUGAAGAGGAAUGGUCAAAUACA